This is a messenger RNA of Aedes albopictus (Asian tiger mosquito), 351 nucleotides long. RefSeq lists its product as uncharacterized. The record is from RefSeq and is a predicted model, not a curated record. Bases 1 to 351 code for a protein of 116 amino acids. The transcript has 2 exons. Gene Ontology annotation, molecular function: DNA binding. Lineage: Eukaryota; Metazoa; Arthropoda; Insecta; Diptera; Culicidae.
AUGGACAUCAAACCACCGAAAAAAUAUGCGGAAAAUUACACUCCGGCAGCUCUUUCUGCCGCUAUCGCGAUGAUUCGGGACAAAAAGAUGAGCAUCAAGAAAGCUGCCAAAUACUUCGGUAUUCCACGAUCUACUAUUCGCUCCCGUCUGUCCCAGAAGAAUCAGGAUCAGGUCCGUGCUGGUCCGGAUACAUCAUUAACGCACAAGGAAGAAAUGGAGCUGGAGGAGUGGAUUUUUGAUAUGCAGAAUCGGGGAUAUCCAGUCACGAAAAACUGGCUAUUGGAUAGCGUGAAGCAGUUUCUGGAUACAAACAACCGUGAGACCCGAUUUGUGAAUAACAGACAAGGUUAG